Pseudopipra pipra is the source of this 1177-nucleotide messenger RNA. RefSeq lists its product as uncharacterized. NCBI's taxonomy places the organism in Eukaryota, Metazoa, Chordata, Aves, Passeriformes, Pipridae. The record is from RefSeq and is a predicted model, not a curated record. The coding region runs from base 1 to 957 and encodes 318 amino acids. The transcript has a single exon.
AUGCUGCGGGACGGGGCGCGGGGAGCUGCCGGGGGUGGGCGGCGCUGGCUUUCCGCUUGCCCCUUCUGGGGCAAGAAAACAAAAAAAAAAAAAAAGGGAAAAAAGAAAGAAAAAUUAAAAAAUAAAAUUCAAAAAGGAAAGCGCAGCCCCUGCUUGCAGGCGUCCCACUCUGAGGUUAAUUCUCGGGGUGCGAGACCUUCCCGAUUUUCUUUUGGCGUUAGAAGGGGGGGGCGUCUAGGUUUGCUUUUUUGUCUUUUUUUUUUUCUUUUUCUCCUUCUUUCAGCUUUUUCUCUCCUCGAAAGGGGGAAUUCGCACCGCGAUCCGCGGGAGCGCAAAAAGAGAGGGGGAGGGAAAGAAGGGGGAAAGGGAGCGAAGCCUGCAGGGGUUGCACAGCCUACAGGUUGCAGGGGGAGGAGUGGGGGAGCAGGGGGGUUUGGGGAGGUGGGACCGCGAUUUCACACACGCGCACACACACACACACACUCUUCCCAAAGGACUGGAAGAAGGCAGGUUGAGAAGGGAGCAAAGUUCCUUGAAAACCAGUGUCCUGCUAUUAUUGCAUCAAAGCAGUCAAGAGGGGAAAAAAGAAAAACCAACAACGCAGGAGAAGGAAGAGGGGAUGCAAAGCUCCCCUUCCCUCUCUCUUCUUCUGCAGGAGGAGAAAAAGUCUCUCCCGACGCAGCGAGCUGCUGGGAAGCUUGGUAUGAAGCAAAGUUGUGUUUCGAUCGGCUCUGUUCAACUCUCCCGCUUUCCUCUUCCAGGAUUUGCAAAGGAAAAAGAAAAAAAAAAAAGACCAAAAGAGUAAAAAAAAAAAGUUUUCUGCAAAGUUGGAGUGUUUUGUUGCAAAGUCUGCAGAGGAGCGGUAAAAAAUCAGGGGGAAGGGGAAAAAAAAGAAAAGAGAGGAAAAAAAUCCACUUUGUAGAUCUCCCAACACUUUUCCCCUGGAGAAGUUUCUAAAGAGACUGAAUACUGCAGAACAGGCUGUCUUUUAAAUAGACUGCCUCUGGCUGCCUGCCAGCCCCUCGCUGCAAUUUGAGAUCCCAAUGACACCUCAGCUUGACUAGGUGCCAGCAGCGAGGGCCCUAUCAGUGCGCUCUCGGGCCGUGGGGGUGGGGUGCGCAGCUCCUGACUUCUGGGCUUCAAACCCCGGGCAGUGAUCAAGGAUAAUAUUAUGAGG